GUUGUCACGACAGUGCUCCUCCAGUGCCUCUCUUUAGCCAUUUGUUUUGUGUCUUUUCUUCAAAUAGCAAAAUCUUUUCGUGGCUGUCACCGGUACCAUCGAUGCACUGGAGGUCAGACAGCUAACCCAAUAACAAAGGGGCUUGAUGCCACCCACUCCUGUACUGUCCAGCCCAGGUCCCAGGUGUCAGCAUGGAUGAAGAAACUCUGGAGGCAGCCAUCUCUACUUAUGUGGCCCAGUUGCAGCAGGUGGAGUUGGCCCUGUCAGCUGGGCUGGACCCCUCCCAGCAGUCUGACCUGCUCAAACUAAAAGAGGACCUCAGUCAGCUGAUAGAGCUCACAGAGUCAAGCCUGGUGUCUGUCAAAAAGAGUCGACUUCUGGCCAGCCUGGAGGACAGCAAUGGACUGCAGGCAAACACGUCAGAGGCAGCAGCUGACACAAAUACUGUCGGUCUUGAUGCUGAGUUUUCUGCUUUCUACUCAGAGCUGGAGGAGCCCUCAGGUAGUAACUCUAAUAGCAGAGAGAGGGAAGGUGGGGUGGAUGAUGGUGAAGAGGAGGAAGAAGAGGAGGAGGAUGAGGAAGAUGCACUUAGUGGUACCAAAGUAAAAGCGCCCUAUCGGACAACGUGGGGGACGCUGGAGUAUCACAAUGCCAUGGUGGUGGGGUCAGAGCCACCAGAUGGAGAAGAGGCACAAGUCAGAGUGUUGUACGUCUAUCCCACCCAGAAGUCUAUGAAACCUUGUCCUUACUACUUAGAGGACAAAUGUCGCUUCCUGGAUAAUUGCAGGUUUUCCCAUGGUGAGGUGGUGUAUGUGUCAGAGCUCAGAGAAUUCCUGGAGUGUGACCUCAGUAAUCUUGAAGAAGGAUCGUCUUGCUUGGCACGACACGAGGACGGCAUCUGGUACCCGGCCAAAAUCACAGAAAUUGACAGUGGCUUCUACACUGUGAAGUUUGACUCACAGCUGAUGAAAGACGCUGUGGUCGAGGCCGACUGUGUUAUCCCGCCUUUGAGAGAAGACGACCCGCUCUCCUCUGACUCGGACCUAGACGAUGAGGAUGAUGCAGCCUAUGCAAAAGUUAUGGACUCUGCUGAAUCCAUAGUCACGUUUGAUACUUCUCAUUUUGGUGGCUGGGAGGCACAUACAAGAGGCAUCGGAUCCAAGCUUAUGCUUAAAAUGGGCUAUGAAUACGGGAAAGGUUUAGGAAAGAUGCAGGAGGGUCGAGUAGAGCCAGUGAUGGCGGUGGUCCUACCCAAAGGAAAGUCUUUGGACCAGUGUGCCGAGUUAACCGGGAGACGCACCCAGAGCAAGGCUGCAAAAGAUGGCACGACGAAGGGCCGGCCAAAGCGGCGCCGAAAGCCUCGAGGCUCCUCCGGAGGGCGCCAAAAUGUUUUUGACUUCCUCAACCACAAACUAGGUAGCAAAGGCACCAAGUCUGCUGAGGGGGGUGCUGCUGUGCCGUCAGCAGCGAGGGGGGUGGAGGCGUACAGGGGAGGGAAAAGCACCAAGAGGAGUCUGAAUAUGAGGGUGUUCCAGGCUGCUGAGCGAGUGUCCCAGACCGAGAGAGAGAUCCAGAAACUGACUCAAACACUCAGCAGACAGACGGGCAGGGACGCAUCCAGAGUGAACCAACUGGAAGAGAAGCUGUCAGCGGCCCGCCGGCUGCUGGCCCAGCAGAAAGCCCAGGAGCUGUCCAUCCAGGGAGAGAACAGGAAGGCUGACACACACAAGAAGAUGACCGAGUUUUAAAAGUCACUUCUCUCAAAGACUCGGAGGAUAAGGGGAAGCACUGCCUCCCUGAAAUGAACUUUUGUCCUUUACCUGCUGUCAGUUAUUUACUACACUGUUUUUUAAAAAACAUUUUUUAGCAUUAUUCCUCACCGCCAUCACCGAUUUGAGGUGACGGUGAAGCCAACUUUCUGCAUAAAGGCUCAUGUGCUAAAGAUCAUGUGUUUUUAAUUUUAAAGACUGAGCAGUUUAUUGUCUGCAAACAAGAUUUUUGGUUUCAAAUUGUGCGGUUCACAAAUAUGUUAUGAACUAAGUUUUAUUUGUAAUGAACAUUUUGUCUCAGUGCAUUUUUAUUUCUCAGCACUAAAAAAAACCCCUUCGUUUGGAGAAUA
Messenger RNA from Scomber scombrus (Atlantic mackerel), 2119 nucleotides. RefSeq names its product zinc finger, CCCH-type with G patch domain (gene zgpat). Gene Ontology annotation, biological process: regulation of transcription by RNA polymerase II; negative regulation of DNA-templated transcription. Gene Ontology annotation, molecular function: RNA polymerase II cis-regulatory region sequence-specific DNA binding; DNA-binding transcription factor activity, RNA polymerase II-specific; metal ion binding. Lineage: Eukaryota; Metazoa; Chordata; Actinopteri; Scombriformes; Scombridae. Bases 192 to 1748 code for a protein of 518 amino acids. The record is from RefSeq and is a predicted model, not a curated record. Gene Ontology annotation, cellular component: nucleus. The transcript is spliced from 7 exons.